CCCAAGCAAGGAAUGUGUUACUGACAAGCCCCAGUCAGAUUAGCCAGGGCAGCUGCUGAGUGAAGAAAGGAGCCAGUGGCUUGACUGGAGCUGAUUUUCAGCUUGAUCUUUGAAGCGCCCACAAUAACUAACUGGAGCCAGGACAGUAAACAGAAUGCAAUGGUGUAUCGUGUGGGAAAUGGCUUACAAAGAAAUGAAGAAACGAUGAACCCCCGAAUGAAUCGACAGUUGACGGCGCGGAGAAACAUGGAGCUCGCUGUUACAUUGUUCGUACUGCUGAUGGGAGUAAUCUGCCCCCGGGCAGCGGCGGAUGUGAAGCUUGAACAGUGUCGGUUUGCACUGGGAAUGCAGGACUCCAUCAUCGGUGAUGAGGAUAUUGUGGCAUCCAGCAUGUGGACAGAGUCUACUGCGGCAAAUAUGGCAGGGAGUGCAGCGUAG
Leucoraja erinaceus (little skate) is the source of this 438-nucleotide messenger RNA. Its product is annotated as discoidin domain-containing receptor 2-like. The record is from RefSeq and is a predicted model, not a curated record. NCBI's taxonomy places the organism in Eukaryota, Metazoa, Chordata, Chondrichthyes, Rajiformes, Rajidae. Bases 160 to 438 code for a protein of 92 amino acids. The transcript has 4 exons.